Molecule: messenger RNA, 2184 nt
Organism: Didymodactylos carnosus
Lineage: Eukaryota; Metazoa; Rotifera; Eurotatoria; Philodinida; Philodinidae
Source: the annotation of a GenBank genome assembly
AUGUAUCACACUUAUCACCGAUUAACAUUCUUGCACAACCAAGUUCAAGCCAUCAUCUCAUCAGCGUGGUUUGUUAACAAAACGCGAAAUCUGUUUGUUCGUGUUGGAUUAACAACCAUCUUACACAACGGUCAUCGAUUUAUACAUCCAUAUUUACUCAAUGGUUCAAGUAGCGAUCUUUCGAUUGGACAUUGUCGAGAAAACGUCAUUGAUAAUUGUCUUUAUUACAUGCUCCUACCAAAAGACAAUAGCCCCGAUGGAAAAAGGCUGAGAGUAGUCAUGAGAGGGGAAAAGGAUUUGAAAAACUUUGGCACUCUUCGCGUAUUCGAUAUGCCGGAUGCCAUAAGUGAUGAUCGUCCAAAUAUACCAACUAACGCAAAAGAUUUCCGCAAAUUUUAUCAUCUCCAUCAGUUUCAACUGGCAUUUACUAUUUGUGAAGAAAUUAAUGGACAAAUGUUACCACAGCCUGAAACGACAGUUUAUUCGAUAGUCAUAACUGAUAGUCAGACUGAAGAAUCAUCACCGAUAGACAACAAAAAUAGGUUAAUUCAUGCAUAUUUUCCAACAGCUGGAAGUUGCGACGGAGGUGAACAAUGUAAAAGUUCUAAUUUCAAUUCUGCUAUCACUACAACAUUGUCAUCAUAUACGCUGCAUGAUGGUCCACAAGCUGUAUCGAGUUCUGAUCAGCAACCAUUGACAAAUGGUGAUAAUCUGUCAUAUACGCCUAAUUUAUGUGAGUAUAUGGUCUUUGUAAUCCAGACUAAGCUGUUUAAUCUAUUAUUAUUACUAGGUGAAACAUGUCAACAUGCCGAAAAAUUUAUUGAAUCACUAGGAACAUCGUUGGAUAAUUUGUUGAAAAGUGGAAAUCACAAACAAUUAUUCAAUGUGUGUCGACACAUCAUUAACAAGAAUUCUGAUUGUCUAUUGCACAAAUCAAUAGAAAAUGGGCAUUAUUCAUUAGCUGCGGAUCUUAUUCAUUGUUAUCGGAAUAACGGUUUAGAGCGUCGAAAUGAUCAUGGAGAAACACCAAUGCUAUAUGCAGCUAAAUACAAUUGCCUAGAUUUAAUCAAGUUGUUUUUACAAAAACGAUUCGAAUUAAUUUAUGACACGGAUAGUCAAAUGAAUAAUAUAUUCCAUCUUCUCGCUCAAAAUCAUGUAUCAUCCGAUACGAUUGAAUUUCUGUUGAAUUAUCUCAGCGACAAAUCAAUCAACAUUCAACAACACUUUGAUACGAAAAACUCAGAGCAAAUAACACCAUUAGAAUUGGCUGUGAAACUAAAUAAUUCAGAUGUGAUCAAAAUACUAAAAUCAAGCGGACACUUUCGUAGCAAUGAUGGUGAUGAUGAACUGUUAGACAGAUUGAAUCUUAUUCAUAUUACAGAGAAGCAGGGUUCCGAUGACACGAGAAACCAAGUACACAGGAAAUAAACGAGUGAAAAAAUUAUAUAAUGUCUUCCAUUACCGUUGUUUAUGUGAACAGCAAUGCAGUGAAACAUUUCAUUUUCGUCCACAUCUGUCAUUUUUAAGAACGUCCCUUGACACAACGAUCCCAGAACAUAAAUCAAAACAUUGUCAGUUUGCCCAGACUUUGAAACUUAUCAUGAUUGCAUGAAGGUUGAACAAUUUUUGUUCACAAGUUACAAAUUUAAAAACCAGAAGGAAAAUUUAGCUUUCGUUACAGGGCAAAUAAAACUUCAUUAAAAUGCCAAGCCAAUGAGGCUUAUUGUUUAAAUGCGUGAUACAAUCAGAGAUCGUUGCCAAAUUUUUGACAAAGACUUUACGAAAAUUAGGUGAAAAAGUAAGGUGCAAAUAAUGCAAAAAGGGAGCAGAAUUUGUUUUUUGUUCUCUCUGCUAUAGUUGGAUAGAGCUCAUCGAGUUAGAUAGAAAAAGGUGUACCUGAGACUUUCUGAAGUCAUUUUUGGGUAAAAAAUUUUCAAAAUAUUGAUUUUUAAAAAGAGACAAAAAUACAUGAAAUUCUGAGAAAUAACCAAAAUUUUCAUAUUUAUUCCUGAUCUAUCAUUUUGAACCUAAUUUUUUCUGAUUCGGCAUGCAAAACUAACUAUAGAAAGCCGAAUUCGACAGUUUUCGUAGUUAAAAUGGAGUCGGAUUUUGAGAAACCCGAGUAGAACCAGAAAAGAGCCUCUGUUCAUCUUGCAAACGUAUCUAGUUUUUCGGGUUAAGAGA